UUAAAAUCGAAAGCGAAACUAUAUAGAUGAAUUUAAGAUGUUCGGCAAUUCAAGAAAUAUGACAUCAAAGAACACUUAGAUGCUAUUGACGCAUUUCUCGAGAAGUUGUCCACUGGAAGAGUUUCUAACCUAAAAUCUGAAAUUAAACAUGCACAAGAUCAUUUAAACGCAGUUAAGGAGAAACAUCGAGAUGAUAUGACAAAAAUAAGCGACCCGCUUUCUCAAGAAAGAGACCGAGCGCAGCCAGGCCAACAGACACAAACUAGAGUAAGGCUGCCGCAGAUGGCAUUUCAAGAACUGCAAACAGAAAACGAACGUCUUAUCGAAGAAAACCAAAACCUAAAGCAGCAACUAACACAUAUGGAAAACAGGUCUGGAGAGGAAAAACUACGACAGGUGGUUAAAGUGAACGAUGAGAAGAAAAGGCUGCAAGAAGAAGUCGAAGAACUGUCCAAAAGGCUUAGUUCCGUAACAAGUCAACAAAUUACAAGAAACAAUCCAGCUAUUGCUGAUUUGAGUGAUCCAUAUCGACCUACAAAAUUGGUAGAAUUAUUCGGCUCGCUUUACGAUAAUCAGUGGACAGAUGCUUUUUCGAGUUUCGAAAAGAAGGCAAGAACAGAAGACGAUGUUAUAAACAUUCUUCGUGAAAUCAUUAAGACAGCGGAUAGUUUCUGCACCGAAAGCUUACUCCAAGUGACGGAUCGUAUUCGGGGUUACGCAAUUAACGAUAUUAGUAAACCAAAUAUACGGUUAAGAGGAGGAAAUGGCGAAGAAUAUCUCCAUGCAUCUCGUCUCACAGUCGGUAUUGAGUCUUCAGUAAAGGACAAAGUUGAAGGUCCCAUCAACGACUUGUUGAGAUUACUAGCUUCAGUCUCAGGCAAGAACAUAGCAGAUAUAUUUGUACAGCGCCCAAUGGAAUUUGUUGAAAAGAGGUUCCUAGAAAAUGAAACUAUCCGUGAAUCUCUUGACACAUUUGCUAAACAGGCAGUACAGAUUAUUUGGAUGAUGAAGGUCCAACAACCACCAAUGGAGCUGUUAUGGGCAGAUCCUGAAAGCAAAUAUGACAAGCAGUUGUUUUCAUUCUAUGUAAGACAAGGUGAAAUCGUUGCCCAAUGCAUUUGGCCAGCUGUUCUCUUGCACAAAAAAGGUCCUGUUAUGGCGCGCGGGAUCGUGCAAGGAAAGUAACUUUCUAAUAAACUGUAUUCAAUUCGACAAUUAUGACAAUUAUUGUUUUGUUUAUAAAAAGUCUUCUUGUUUUAGUCUGGUCUGAGUUAAAAGUGAAUAUUACAUCGAAAAUGGCUUCAAAGAAGAAAUUUCUUAAAAUGUGAACUUCAUGUAGAAAUACUGAUAUAUAAUAAGGGUUAUACAGGUUAUACGUAAUUUGACUGUAUAUAUAACUCAAUUGUUUGCAUUGUCAAUUAAUAGAAUUACAAUCAAUGUGUGCUUAACAAUAAUGAUAGUGUCGUUGGAAAAGUCACAGAUCACUUCGAUUUAGUUGUAUGACUACUAUUUUUAUUGGGUUCCUUUUACAUGUAGAUGUGUAUUCCUAUAUGUAUGUUUGUAUUUUUUUAACUUAGCACAAGGAUAAAGCGUUGUUCUAGCAUAUUGUAUUCUUUAAAUGACUUAAAUGUAUAGUUAUAAACAUCGCAAAAUAAUGAGCUUAGAUCGAAACAACACAUAUAUUUAAACAAAAAGAGAAAACACCCCCAAUGGGCAGGGCUUUUUUCCUGAUUUUGUGAAGCGGCCCUUGCCCCAUCACAUGGUUAAAACAAUGAGUCGCAAACUUCUGAAAAUUGUGAAAAAAAACAAGUCGCGAAUUUGUUAAAAUUGUGAUAUUAAGUUGGUUCAGAAUUUGUAUUAUAAAGCAUGUUUAAUACUUGCAUCAUAUAAAAAUGUCUUUCAAUAAUGCAUUAUAAUCAUAUUUUCAUUGUAUUGACACUUUUUUUUACAACAAAUAACCCCUUACAUUGAGAUCAAAUAUAUUCUGACUGGUAAACGCUAUCUAAAACCAUAGAAAUUCCUUACCCCUGUCAAUAUUUUUUCUCGCUUAUGUAAAAUAUUAAAUCAAAUUGUAAUUUUGAAUUGUGAAAUGUCCAUUUUUGACAGUUUUAAACCAAAAAAAUCCGAUUUUUACUGUUAAAAAUGGCAUUUUCUGUCAAGUAUUAUGGUUUUGCUAAAUUUGCGACAUAUCCAUGUUAAAAUUGUGAAAUGGCUGUCCACGGCUAUUCUAUAAGACGUAAAAAAGCCCUGAUGGGAAUCGACACGGUAUACUUUAGAUUUGAAGGUUAUGGACCUAACCUUUCGGAAACCAUUUAUAAACUACUUAUACGGCUGUUUAGGCGAAACGAGCAGGUAUUCAAUUUUUGCAUUGUGUACGAAAAGAUUGUUCGAAUUUUACUUCAACUUGAUAAAAAAAAAUAUUAUUUAAAACAUAUUUGCUAAAAAAACUUGUUUUACUCAUUUUUUUAAUUUAAUGCAUUUUAAUAUUACUUUUACUUUCUUUACCAUAGUGACACAUAUGAUAUUUUGAAUGAAGAUAUAAUUGUGUUUUUUUAAUUCUUAAAUAACGUACCUGUGACUAGUUCAAACAAAUUCUGUUUGAAUGUAAAUCGAAAGUGCCAAAAUUGUUUUAGUAUUGCAUAUUCUUAAAAUUAUUUGAUAAUAAUAAGAUUGAAAAAAAUAUAAACAAAAAUAUUUAAGAAAGAUAAACUAACAUUAGAGUGAAAUGUAUAUAAGUGGACAAACAUUAUGAGAAUUCAAUCCGAUUCCAUUUUUUUUCAAAGAUUUGUAAUGUGUCAUUACUGAGGGCUGUUUCUUUCUCAAUCUGGAUUUUAAGUUUAAGACUAUGGACAAAACAAUUAAAAUUUGGUACUUGUUUUUUGUACUCCAUGUUAAAGAUAAAAUAUUUCAUCAAUAUAAGAAUAAAAUUCACAAUAUUAUUACAGUCAAUUGAUUUCAAUGAGUAAAUUCCGAAACUUACAUUUAAGAAAGAUAGUUUAACGUUUAGUUGCUGUUGUUCAAGAAAAGAUACUAAUUGAUUCCAAAUAGGAUGGAUGUGUUUGCACUCCCAAAAAACAUGUUCUAUAGUUUCGAUGUUUUCACCGCAGAAGUCACACAGAUUUGAGUUAGAUAAUUUGCAUUUAAAGAGAUAUUUAUUUGUAGCUAUAAUUCUAUGGAUGUAUUUAUUUCUCAGUGUGCUUUCAAUAGUUGCUUUAUAUGACAUGGUAAAUAUGUGUUUCCAAUUAAGUUCAUGUUCUCCGAAAAGGACUUGCCAUUUAUUUUGGAUUUUGGAGUUUUCUGUAGGAUUUUUAAUUUGUAGUGUGUAAAAUAUUUUAUUUGUUUUGUUUUUUCUUCCAAGUAUGUUUUCUACGAAUGUUGUUUGAGUACAUGGUGUAUUAUUUGUAUUGAUUUCAGAUUUAAUAUGUAUGGGUAUGCUUUUGAUUAGUGUGUAGUACUUCAGAAAAUUAUUUGAAGGUAUUCCGUAUAUGUAGCAUAUAUCAUCAAAAGAGUAGAAAUCCUUAAUUCUGUAGUCAUAUAAUUGGUCGACAUAUUUAAUGCUUCGUUCAAACCAAUCUUUAUAGAAAAACGUCUUAUUGUUUGAAGUUAUGUCUUUAUUGUUCCAUAAAAUAGUUUUGCUGCUGGUUUGGGUUUCUAGGUUAUGAUUGACAUCACUCCAUGCUGAUAGAACAUCAGACAGAAAUAUUUUUUCGUUUGCAAUUUCAUGUAAGAUAGUAUUGCUGAUAUUACAUUCAAAGAGUAAGGAGUCACCAUAUUUAUUUAGGAUUUUCUGGUAGAAUGAUUUCCAUUUACUCGUUUUGGUAUUAUCUAGGUAUCUUUUAACCCAGCUGCAUUUUAUUGCAUUCAAUAAUGAGUAAAUGUUCGUUAAUUGGAUACCUCCAUUUCUACAGAUUGAAUUAACUGAGUUCGUUUUAUUUUAUCAGGCUUACCGUCCCAUAUGAAAUUAAAUAUUGCUGAUUGUAUAUCGUUAAUAACAUCAUUUGGUGGAUUUGGGAGAACUGUUAAUACAUAAAUUAAUUUAGGAAGUGCAAACGAUUUUAAUACUGUGUUUUUUUCCGAUUAGUGUAAGUUUACGGUGAUGCCAUGAUUUUAAGCAAUUUUAAAAUUCUGUAAUUUAGGUAGUAUGUUUUUGAGAACUGUAUCCUUUUCAUUAUUUGUGAAAGUAAUUCCUAACGUUGUGGCUUCAUCGGAUGUCCAAUUAAAUUUCAUUUCUUUUUUAUAUAUGACAUUACUUUGUUUUAAUUUACCUACUCGUAGCACAGUACAUUUACUUUUGUUAAGUUUAAGACUAUGUCAUUCCGUAAAGGGUUAGUGACUCUAUUAGGUUAUGGAAAGAAUCGUAAUUGUCGUUUAAAAAAUAAGUUGCAUCGUCAGAAAACAGGGACUGUUGUAUAUCUUCAUCAGGUUCUAGUGAUAUGCCUUUUAUGUGUUUAUUUGAUUGGAUGUGAUGUGAUAGAUACUCGAUGCAAAAAAUAAAUAGCGAUGAUGAGAGUGGACAUUCUUGUCGAACCCCUCGUUCGAUGUUAAAACUGUUUGAAAAGAAGCCAUUGUUUAUGAUUAAACUGUUAAUAUCGGUAUAGAAUAGUUUGACCCAUUGAAUGAGACUUUCACCAAAGUUCAUAUUUUCUAAGCAAGAGAACAUAAAUGAAUGAUCAAGCGAAUCGAAUGUCUUUUCAAAGUCUGCAAAGAAUAUUAGAACAGGAUUGUUUGAAUUGUUGAAAUAGUUUAUGCAUUCUUGGAUAUGAUGAACGUUUUCACCAAUGUAACGUCCUUUUAUGAAACCAGAUUUUGAUUUUGAAAUGAUUGAUGGUAAUAUUUUUUUUAUUCUGUUUGCUAUACGUUUAGUUGCAAUUUUAUAAUCAUUGUUUAGUAAACUAAUCGGGCGCCAGUUUGAUAAGGAUUCUACGUUUUUCCAGGUUUUGGAAUAAGUGAUAUAAUUCCUUGUUUUAUUAGCGUAGUUAAGUUUUUGUUGUUAAAUGAAUAGUUAUGUGAAUUAAUUAUAUGUGUUUUUAUAUCAUUCCAGAAUAUUUUAUAAAAUUCGAUUGUGAUUGUGAUUGUGAUGUGCGUGCAAUUAUUAAAGUCUGUAGGUCAUAAUAUACUAAAUAGUAUCCCUCUAUAAUUCAAUGUAAAAGCGACAACUUUGAGCGAAAAUAAAUACAACAUUUUGCACAUAGAGACCCCCAUAACCAUACUUUUUCUUAAAGACCAUUCUAAGCGAAAUCGAUUUAUGCAAUAAAAAAGAUAGGUCAUGUUCAAUCCAAGAAAGAACUUAACACGAAUCAAAAUCGACUGUUUUUGCAACUUUUUUUCGGCCGUUUCUUAGUAGAAUGUAACCUUUUUUCAGUGCAAGGCUUUACUUUAGUCUCAAAGUUUAUCAUAUUUCAUGGAUUUGGUCGUGAACACCUAUUUAUACCCUACCAUUAUCUCCGAAAGAUAAAACCAGAAUAAUAGUUUAAAGUGUAAAACAUGCCUUUGAGUCAACUAUGAUAUUUUAUUAGAGAGUACAGCCCUACAUGAAACGAUUCAAUCUCCACGCAGAGUUGUCGUUCCCUACAUGAACCGAUUCAAUCUCCACGCAGAGUUGUCGUCCCUUGCUCUCAUAUACACCUCUGCGAAAGGCUCAGCAUGCCAUUUUGCACAGAAUCUGGGGAGCCGAACAAACGCAUUCUAAGUAUAUUUGAAUUGGAUUUUUAGGAUCAGAGGCGUUAAAUGAUGAAAUAGGAAUUUUAAAUUAACGAUACAUCGUGAAAACAUUUUGUAGUUUUAAUGCAACUCUUUGGAACUAUCGAAUUGCCCAUUUACGCAGAUGGAAUAAUUCCGCGCACUUCACAUAUGUUAACAAAUGAACAAAUUUGUUAUUGAGUGACGUUAGGCAUUGCUUCAGCGGAAAAGGUGUAUUUACAGAGAGGAGACGGUCAGUUCUGUUGUACAUUAUUUUGCUAGUUGUAUACGGGAAAAUAUAAGAUAUUAUGGUA
This is a messenger RNA of Dreissena polymorpha, 5993 nucleotides long. RefSeq lists its product as uncharacterized. The transcript is spliced from 10 exons. The record is from RefSeq and is a predicted model, not a curated record. NCBI's taxonomy places the organism in Eukaryota, Metazoa, Mollusca, Bivalvia, Myida, Dreissenidae. Bases 196 to 1185 code for a protein of 329 amino acids.